This is a messenger RNA of Syzygium oleosum, 742 nucleotides long. RefSeq names its product 60S ribosomal protein L27a-3. Gene Ontology annotation, molecular function: structural constituent of ribosome. Gene Ontology annotation, biological process: translation. Bases 81 to 521 code for a protein of 146 amino acids. Gene Ontology annotation, cellular component: cytosolic large ribosomal subunit; ribosome. The transcript has a single exon. NCBI's taxonomy places the organism in Eukaryota, Viridiplantae, Streptophyta, Magnoliopsida, Myrtales, Myrtaceae. The record is from RefSeq and is a predicted model, not a curated record.
AUUCCUCGCCUCUCGCCGCCCGCCCGCCUGCCCGCACCGCCGCUUCCCGUCCCCCGACCCCUUCUUCCGCAGGGAGAGAGAUGACCACCCGAUUCAAGAAGAACCGGAAGAAGCGCGGCCACGUGAGCGCCGGCCACGGCCGCAUCGGGAAGCACCGGAAGCACCCCGGCGGCCGCGGGAACGCCGGGGGGAUGCACCACCACCGCAUCCUCUUCGACAAGUACCACCCGGGCUACUUCGGCAAGGUCGGCAUGCGGUACUUCCACAAGCUCCGCAACAAGUUCUACUCCCCCAUCGUCAACGUCGAGAAGCUCUGGUCCCUCGUCCCCCAGGACGUGAAGGACAAGGCCUCCGAGGACAGCGCGCCCGUGAUCGACGUGACCCAGUUCGGGUACUUCAAGGUCCUGGGCAAGGGGGUGCUGCCGGGGAAGCAGCCGGUCGUGGUGAAGGCGAAGCUGAUCUCGAAGAUCGCGGAGAAGAAGAUCAAGGAGGCCGGUGGUGCGGUUGUGCUCACUGCUUAGGUGAAUCAAAGUUUGUUCCUUUUCUUCUUUUUAGUGCUGAUUUUGUUGGUUUUGGUUACCGAAGUUGUGUUAUUGUUUUUGGGGAAUAGUUGUAUCAGAUGAGAAUGGGGCGUUAUUGUCACAUUGCUUGUCGAAUGCUGAUAAAUUUUGAGCACGGUGUCUUUCUUGGUCAAUGGUUUGAUCUGUUUCAUGGAGGCAAAUGGUAACUUUUCUUUUGGAUU